AUGAUGAGAGGCCCACCUCCACCUGGCAUGAGAGGCCCACCUCCACCUGGUAUGAGAGGGCCACCACCUGGACCUGGAGGUCCUCGAGGACCUCCAUUUGGUAGACCACCAUUUGACCCUAAUUAUGGCCCUCCACCUGGCAUGCAUGGCCCUCAUGGUGGUGGUAUGCCUGGUGGUAUGCCUCCACCACCACCUGGCAUGGGACCACCAGGACCACAUGGGCCAGGACCUGGACCACAUGGACCACCAGGAAUGUCUCCACAUGGACCUCCAGGACCACCACAUGGACCACCUGGGAUGCCCCCCGGACCGCCUGGACCACCUCCUCGUCCACCUAUGAUGCCUCCUCCAAAUAUCCCACCUCCAAACUUUUCAGUUCCCCCCCCUGGUUUUUCAUUGCCUCCUCCUGUAUCAAAUGCUCCUGCCACCACCAUGGCAGCAAUGCCAUCCCAAAAUGCUGCUUUGGAUACAAGUAAUCAAGAAUUGUGGGUUGAAACUAAAACGGCUGAAGGAAAGUGUUAUUAUUACAAUGCAAGAACUCGUGAAUCAGCAUGGACCAAGCCAGAAAAUGUCAAGAUCAUCACUCAGACUGAAGUAGAAGCAAUGGCUGCACAGAUGACUACCCAAACAACUCCAAGUGCUACUGUUAGCACAGUAUCAAAUUCUCCAACUUCUACAACAACUGCUGCACAAACUGCUGUAGCUCAAGAUAUGCCACCUGGUUUCAAUCCCGCUUUGAUGCCUCCAGGUUUCACCCCACAAGUAAUGCAGCAGCUGGCUGUUGCUGCUGCUGCUGCCACUGUUCCAGCUGCCGUAGCUGCUGCAGGAGCUGUGUCCACCCAGUCAACUGCUGCAGUUGUAACACCCACACUUAAUGCAAGUGUUGCUCCCCAAACAGAUCCAAUGAUCAAUGAUCAGUCUGCUGUUGUGGCUGAAAAACCUCCUCAAGGACAGCUUCCUGCUAAACCUACUGAAGUGGCUGAAUGGUCUGAACACAAGAAUGCUGAUGGUCGGGUUUACUAUUACAAUGCAAAAACAAUGGAAUCUACUUGGGAUAAGCCUCAGGUUCUUAUAGAUUGGGAUGCUAAACUAGCACAGCUGCAGAAACCUGAUCAGUUGACAACAGCUGCAGAAUCCCCUGCCCAGCUGAACUCCAUAAUGCAGGUAAAUGGGACUGAUGAGACUGAAGAAAUACCAAUGGAAACUUUGCAAAAUGAAAAAGAUGAAGAGAAAAGUGAUGAGGAUGAAAAGCAGAAAGAGACUGAAGAAAAGUCAGAAGAGCAAAAGGCUGCAGAUAAAGCACGUCCAGUUUCCAGUACACCAGUACCUGGAACCCCAUGGCAAGUAUAG
Acanthosepion pharaonis is the source of this 1350-nucleotide messenger RNA. NCBI's taxonomy places the organism in Eukaryota, Metazoa, Mollusca, Cephalopoda, Sepiida, Sepiidae. The record is from the annotation of a GenBank genome assembly.